CACACACACACACACACACACACACACACACACUGAAAAUACACCCAGGAGCUUUUAUCCGCCGUCGAGACCAAGUACGAGCACGUCGGGCAGCAUUUCGGGAGAAGGAAUGAACUACCGUGGGAAAUAAGAGAGAACCGAGAGAACCGACUGCCCCCCCCCCCCCCCCCUGCUGCGCCGCCGCUGGACGCUCGGUGGGUUUCCAAGUUUCAACCCUCCUGACAUGCGCCGCGUCUGAAGAAGUUGACCCGCGGUUCGACUCCACCCUCGAAGACCAUGCUGGCCCUGCUGCUUCCCGCAAUGCUGACCCUCCAAGCUAUGGCCGUGAAGGAGGUGCGCGUCCCGGAGCAGCCGGUGGUGGCGCUGUACGGCAGCGACGUCGUCCUCAACUGCUCCUUCAGCCACGCCCACGCCUUCAACCUGUCGGAGCUGAGCGUGUUCUGGCAGCUGACGGACACCAAGCGCAGCGUGCACGCCUACUGGCGGCGCCGCGACCAGCUGGCGGACCAGGCGGAGCGCUUCGCCAACCGCACCGCCCUCUCGGCCGCGGGGCUGGGCGCCGGCGACGCGUCGCUGCUGCUCCGCCGGGUGGUGGUGGCGGACGAGGGCAGCUACACCUGCUUCGUCAGGGUGCGCGACUACGGCAGCGCCGCGCUGCUGCUGCAGGUGGCCGCCCCGUACUCUAAGCCCGCGGUGACCCUCCACCCGGAGUCCAACCUGCGUCCGGGCGACGCCGUGGCCCUGACCUGCGCGUCGCACGGCGGUUUCCCCGAGGCCGGCGUGCUGUGGCGAGACGGCGGCGGGCGCAACCUGACGGAGAACAUCAGCACGUCGCUGGUGGCCAACGACGACGGCCUGUUCUCCGUCAGCAGCGUCCUGACGGUGCUGCUGGAGCCCAACAGCACCUUCAGCUGCGGGCUGACCCACCCGCUGCUGGGCGAGGAGGCGCACGUCUCCGUCACCAUCACGGGUCAGAACAUCGCGUUCCCCCCGGUGGCGCUGUGGGUCACCGUCGGCCUGGCCCUGUGUCUGCUGGUGCUGCUCGUCGCCCUCGCCGCCGUCUGCCACAGGAAGAUCAAGGAGAGCUGCGAGGAGGCCAGGAGGGAAGCUGAAGAGGCCAAGGAGCUGGAAGAAGGCGAGUCAAAGACAGCCAUGACACUCCUGGCGAGCGAGGACGGAGAGAAUAAAGGGGCCGGGCGGCGGGAGGGAGACGAGUCUGGCAGGUAAUCCCACUCCAACCAUCCGUCACGCCGGAGACUAUUUCCCGCGUCCCCCUCCAGGACGUCAAAGACGAGUCCAUCGUCCUCCUCCGGAGACGUUCCCUCGAGUUCCCACCGCAACACAUAAACACAUCACGGGCCAUCUUCUUCUUCCUCUUCUUCUUCUACUGCCCCCCCCCCCCUGCUGUCCGUCAGCGGAGGCGUCACGGCGGCGGAGCGGAGUGAUCACGGGAUGCGACGGGGUCGAUGACGUCACUCUGCAUCGGCCACAGAGAUGACCCCGCCUCCGUUUGCCAUCACCGUCUCUAUGAGAGAGAGAGAGAGAGAGGGAGAGAGACAGAGAGAGUGAGAGAGGGAGAGAGACAGAGAGAGGGAGAGAGAGAGAGAGAGAGAGACAGUGAGAGAGAGAGAGAGAGAGAGAGAGUGAGAGAGUGAGAGAGGGAGAGAGAGAGAGAGAGACACGCCCCCUGAUCCUCUCACUGACCCGUCGGCCUUAUACCCAAAGAAGUGGUUUCCAAAGACCCCGUGGUGGACCGGUCCGUCUCCUCCGGACCAAACGGACCUCCGGAUGUUUUUCUUCACGUCCCGCUCCGCGUGUCCGAACGCCAAAGCGUAUCCCGGGUCGACCUGACGACCCCCGUGCCCGUUUACAUUAAAGAGACGUGGUGAACCCGGCUGCUCGUCGGUCCUUACGGGUCCCAACUCUGACAUGUCGAGUUCUGUACUUUCAGGGAUGACGUCAUCACAAACAUCCGACUUCCUUUUGAUUCACCCUCCUCUUACCUUUGGGGUCAAUUUGACCCCGUUCAAUGUUUAACGUCUCUGAAUAAAUGAUUGACAUCAUUUUUUUUGCUUCAUA
Messenger RNA from Pseudoliparis swirei, 2079 nucleotides. RefSeq names its product CD276 molecule (gene cd276). The coding region runs from base 277 to 1227 and encodes 316 amino acids. NCBI's taxonomy places the organism in Eukaryota, Metazoa, Chordata, Actinopteri, Perciformes, Liparidae. The transcript has 8 exons. The record is from RefSeq and is a predicted model, not a curated record.